AUGAGAGCAUUUCGAGUCAGCGGGAGAAUCGGGGAGAGAGCAUCGUCAACAACACAUUCCUUACUUCUCAGACCAGUAUCAAGAUCAAGAAUUGCCGGCUCCACAAUAACACGACGAUAUCAUAAUACAUCCUCCUCCUCCGGUAGCUCGUCGCUGUCAUCAACAUGGACUCCAUACGGGCUCAAUCGCUCAGAGCUGCCAAAGCCUGCUUCAUCUGACUUGUCUAGGUUGGCGAAAAAGACAAACAAAGGUGAAAAACGAGUGGCGUACAUCGCAUUGGGUAGUAAUCUUGGUGACCGGGUGAGAUGGAUCGAAGAAGCGUGCACUCUCAUGGGGAAAGAGGGCAUUCGAAUCACGAGAACAAGUGGUCUGUGGGAGACGGAGCCAAUGUACGUGAAGGAUCAGGAGUCUUUUCUGAAUGGUGUUGCAGAGGUAGAGACAACAUUAGAGCCAAUCGACCUGUUGAAUGCGCUUCAGGCUAUCGAGAAUGGACUGGGUAGAAAGAAGAUCAUUGACAAGGGACCACGAAAUAUUGACCUCGACAUCCUGUUGUAUGCGGACCAAGUCAUCGAUCAUAGUCGCCUGAAAGUUCCCCAUCCAUUGAUGUACGAACGAGAGUUUGUUCUGAGACCGUUGGCAGAACUGAUACCGGGCAAGUCUCUCAAUCCUGCACAUCCUUGGAAGGUCACGCAGGAUUACCUCAAUGACCUUCCACCAUCCGGGGCCCCCAUCUCAACUGUCACCCCAAUGCCACAUGGUAUGGAACCUCUCCAUGCUUUGGAUCCUCGUCGUACCACCAGGGUGAUGGCAAUACUUAAUGCCACACCCGACUCGUUUUCCGAUGGCGGAAAAGUCCCCCGAAAGCAGGAAGGAACCAACAAGUUCAAUAGUUCUCCAAAUCGGAUAACUGGUUUCGUUAUACCUCAACGAGAUGGCGAUGUUCCCGUGUUUGCCAUAGGAGAAUCCUCCAAAUGGGGCGACGCACUUAUGACAAAGGCCGUGCUAGGCUUUGAUAGUGGAGGAGUCAUCUGCGAUAUCGGUGGCCAGAGUACUGCUCCCGGAGUCGCCGAGGUCUCUGUCGAAGAGGAGACUAGACGUGUCUUACUCGCCAUUGAAGAAAUCAGAGACCUCGAGACUACCCACUCAUACAAAGAGUUCUCCUUCAGCGUAGACACCUACAGAGCAUCAGUCGCCGAAGCUGCUAUCAACUCUGGAGCUAACAUCAUCAAUGAUGUUUCAGCAGGCCAAAUGGACCCCGAGAUGCUCCCUACCAUGGCCAGGCUCGGUGUAACAGUCAUCCUGAUGCACAUGCGCGGUACUCCCCGGACCAUGAACAAACUCACAGAAUAUCCCAGCGGUCUUAUCCCCACCAUAGCAGCCGAGCUCCUCGAACGUGUCGCUGAAGCGGAAGCAGCUGGUAUUCGUCGUUGGCGCAUCAUCCUCGACCCGGGUAUCGGAUUUGCCAAGACCGUGGAGCAAAAUCUUGAGAUCCUGCGGCGUCUUGAGGAGCUGCGGGACUGGCCUGGUCUGAGAGGGUUACCUUGGUUGGUGGGAUCGAGCAGAAAGAACUUCAUUGGGAAAGUAACUGGCGUAAAGAAACCCGAUGAGAGGACUUGGGGGACUGCUGCCACGGUUGCGGCCGCGGUACACGGUGGCGCUGAUAUUGUGCGUGUGCAUGACGUGACGGAGAUGCAGCAGGUGGUCAAAAUGGCGGACGCCAUAUGGCGAGCCUGA
This is a messenger RNA of Drepanopeziza brunnea f. sp. 'multigermtubi' MB_m1, 1734 nucleotides long. RefSeq lists its product as uncharacterized. Gene Ontology annotation, molecular function: 2-amino-4-hydroxy-6-hydroxymethyldihydropteridine diphosphokinase activity; dihydropteroate synthase activity. Gene Ontology annotation, biological process: tetrahydrofolate biosynthetic process. NCBI's taxonomy places the organism in Eukaryota, Fungi, Ascomycota, Leotiomycetes, Helotiales, Drepanopezizaceae. Gene Ontology annotation, cellular component: mitochondrial envelope. The record is from RefSeq and is a predicted model, not a curated record.